Messenger RNA from Paramecium sonneborni, 1520 nucleotides. The record is from the annotation of a GenBank genome assembly. Lineage: Eukaryota; Ciliophora; Oligohymenophorea; Peniculida; Parameciidae.
AUGGAUAAUUAAAAUUAGAGAAGAAAGAGCAAAUUUUCAUUUUCUCGAGCUCCAAUAAGUGAUAAUGGUUAGACAAAUACAUUGCAAUAAUUUAAAAAUAAAUUUAAAGGUAAGAGUAAAGUGUAGAAUAGAUUAGGUUAAAUGUUGCAAUUAAUAAAUAAGAAUGAGAGUGGGAAUAAUAAAGAAUAGGAGAUUUAAUAAUUUUUGAGUCGAAUAAAUGUAGAAUUAGAUGUGGAAGAUUAUAAAUAUAUAAAAUUUGAUUUAAGUGAAUAUAAAGAGAAAUAUGAGGAAGGAUAGGUUUUAGGAGAAGGAUGUAUAGGAUUAGUAAAGAGUAUAGUAAGGAAGAUAGAUGGUUAAGAGUUAGCUUGUAAGACAGUAAAAACAGAUGCAGAGGAAAUAGUAAAGAAUGUAGAUGAAAUUAAUAUAUGUGUUAGAUGAUAUUAGAAUUCAAAAAUCUAAAAAAGUUGAGUCAUCGUCACAUAGUAAAAAUGGAAGAAUUAUACAUUUAAUGGAAUGAAGGAUUCUAAUCAACUGGAAUAGUUAAUGUAGUAAUGGAGAAGGUGAAAGGAAGUGAAAUGUUUGAAGUGAUUUAGAAAUAAAAGAAUUAUAGUGGUAUUUGAAUAAAUAAGAAUAGAGUGUACUGCUAGAAUAUUAUUUAAAUAAAUAUUAGAAGCAAUUGAAUAUAUGCAUGAAAAUUAUUGUUGUCAUAGAGAUUUGAAACCUAAUAACAUUUUAUGUGCUGAAGAUGGUAGAUCAAUUAAGAUUACUGAUUUUAAUGUAUUAAAUUAAAUCAUUUUAUAAGGUAUCCAAAUUUACAGAUGGAUAUAAAGAAUUUGGUAAUCUAAAUGAACAUGGUAAAAUAGAAAUGUGGACAUAUACAGGAACUGUUGCUUUUUCAGCUCCAGAAAUAUUCUCAGGAGGAUUAUACAAGUAAUCAAUAUCAUUAUUUAUUUAGUGAAUAAGUAGAUUUAUGGAGUGCUGGUGUUAUAUUAUAUGUUAUGUUAAGUGGAGAAUUACCAUUUAAUUCUGAUUAUUUGAAUGAUUUGAUUGACAAAAUACAAUAAUGCAAAUAUGAAAUGAUUGGUUAAGUCUGGGAUUAAGUCUCUUGUUAAGCGAAAGAUUUAAUAAGCAAUCUUUUAUAAUUUGAUCCUUUAAAAAGACUUACUCCAUAAUAAGCUUUAGAUCAUCCUUGGGUUAAAAAUGAUCAAAAUUCAUCUGAUUUACCUAGAGAUAAAUUAUAAAAGAAUAUGGCUAGAUUUUUGAAUUGGAAACCAUAAGAAACAUAAGUAAAUGCUAAAAAAAUUAAAUAACUAUGUUUUCUUUUUGGAGCUGCAGACAUUUGGAAAAGACACUCCUUGAAACAUUCAUCUGUCUCUAAUAUUUCAGAAGAACUUAAGAAAUUCAAGUCUAUUGAUAUCACUUCUUUUCAAACUACAGAACAUAUACAAGUAAUUAAGGAUAAAAAUUCAAAUAACCUCUAUCAUAUUGAUUAUCCUUUUAGUGAUGAGGAAUUUGAUUGA